GCGGGGGUAGAUAAGACCGAAUCUCCGCCAUCGUCUGAUCUUGGGCUCAUCAUACCAGAUUCAUCUCGGACUUUUCUGUCAAUUGAUCUUGAGGCUCUUCAACAUGUCGUCUUCCGGGGUCACCGGAUCGGAACAACUCAAUCGUCUUUCUUGCAAGAGAUGCAAGGAACGUAAAGUCCGAUGCAAUCGUGUUAUGCCACAGUGUGGUCGCUGCAAGCCAAAUGAUCUAGAAUGUGUGUAUCCUGUUCGGGUCAAGAGGAGGUCUGCGCGGCCAUUGAUCGACCCAGCCCUCUCGGGGGAUGGUUCCAAUGCUGCUCUGUCGACUAUCCUUGAUCGCUUGCAGCGCCUCGAGGCACAGACUGUUGCUGGGCCGUCAUCUACCAACGGUCAAUCGAUACCAACACCCUCUGGCGAUGGCUCUGAGAUCUCUUCUUCGCCGGUGGCUUUCAGCACUAAUGGUCAUGAGUCCAGUGCCUUGACUCCUCACAAUCCCGGUCGUGAGAUGGAUGCUAUGACUGUGCUGAAGGAUGCAGUCGACCAUGUUCAGGAACUGAGGAAGAGGUCGUUUGGCUCUACAGUCAUUACCAGUUCAAUAGACAUUCCCACAAACUUGGCCAAGACUUGGGUUUCCAACUAUUUUCAGCACAUGCCCGCUUGCAUGUUCCUAAGCUUGUUGGACAGACGAAUCAUCGACUUGAUUCCCGACAUCAUCAAUCUACCACACAUCCACGUUGAUCCGGUCAUCCUUGUUAUAUACUACUGCAUUAUGUAUCAUGGCUGCAGCUUAAAAGCCAGUAACAUUACAUCUACUUCGAGUUUGGGGUACAUGAACUCAAGCUACCUGGGAUGUUUGCGCGCAGUACCCAGCUGGGAACGAGAAGCAUCGGGAACCAUGACGGAUCUAAUCGCUGCUCUCUUUACAAGCCGCAUGGCUGCUGAGUUCUUCGAUUACGACCUUGCUUGGAGGAUGUUCAAACUCGCAUGCGAAUAUUGCCAGACUCUCAACCUUCACAAGCUAGACUCGGACGAAAACAACACGUUUUUCAGCGAAGCCACGUGCGAUAAUGAGAGACGAGGUUUUUGGGAGGUCAUUCAAAUUGAUCUAUUCUAUCGACUCAUGCUCAAUACCCCUCCGGUUAUCACCAACGACAUAUGGAAGGUCAAUCUGCCAUGGCUGGACCCAGAUUCGGGACCGCUGCCACAGGGAAUGCAGACUAUUGCAUUCUUGGCCAGUUCGCGAGUCAGUCUUAUCAUCGCUCGGUUCUUUGCUAUGCUCGAUGACCCAGAGAACACUACCAAGCCUGAGAUUGUGGCUAAGACGGAAGAUCUUUGUCGCGAGAUGCAACAGAUCUUCACUGAAUGGCAGCUGACUGAAUGGCUGGAAGGUGCUCAAGAUAACGAGCAAGAUAUUUGGGUUGUAGUCGAUGUCAUCUUGACAGGCUACACUUCCAUCAUCUACAUGUUUCGCAAGAUGGCUCUUCUGAACUCGACAUCUCCAAGACCCCCAACAACAGAUUUAGAUAUCCCAGACUCUCCCAUAGUGGAAGACGCCGCCCGCUGUGUUAUUGCGGCUCUCAAUCGGUUAUUGGUGAUAUACCCUUACGGAGUAACAAUGACAGCAUUGUUUGGUGCAUACAGAUGCUUCGUCGCGUUUGCCUACCUGGCCAAUACGAUACUGCGAGCUGAGGAUCCUCACUCUUACAUGGCAGAUAUUAAAGCACUUGAACGGUUGAGCGAUCAAUCAACCUUACUGUGUAGAGGAAAUCGGGAUGUUAUGCCUUUGGUGAAGGCAAUGCAGAGUAUCAAUGAGGAGAUUCGUAAGAAAUUGGAGAAAUAGACUCCCAGAUGAUAAUACACCCAUGCUAGGACGAAAUUUUACCAUAGUCAAUAUUCAGGAGCGGACGAAAAGUCUUUAGAUUAAUGAUAAUAAUAAAGCUACCAAUCCCAAU
Molecule: messenger RNA, 1949 nt
Organism: Fusarium redolens
Lineage: Eukaryota; Fungi; Ascomycota; Sordariomycetes; Hypocreales; Nectriaceae
Exons: 6
Coding region: 104-1837 (577 amino acids)
Biological process (GO): regulation of DNA-templated transcription; DNA-templated transcription
Molecular function (GO): DNA-binding transcription factor activity, RNA polymerase II-specific; zinc ion binding; DNA binding
Source: RefSeq, a predicted model, not a curated record